Molecule: messenger RNA, 823 nt
Organism: Acromyrmex echinatior (Panamanian leafcutter ant)
Lineage: Eukaryota; Metazoa; Arthropoda; Insecta; Hymenoptera; Formicidae
Product: MKI67 FHA domain-interacting nucleolar phosphoprotein-like
Molecular function (GO): RNA binding
Source: RefSeq, a predicted model, not a curated record
CUGUGCUUCUUGCCCGUUUCGGCUCUCUCAUUUUCUCUCUUUAUCUUUCUCUGUUGUACUCAGCACGUGUAGAUGUUAAAUCUUGUUUUAAUUGAUUAAAAAAAUAUGAAAGUAAAGAAAGAAGACGCGAUGUUCAAGGAGUUGGUCUUGAGGAAAAAUACUAAGAACAAACAGAAUAUAUUGAAGCCAGGUGCCAGUCUUGAGAAAGCUGUGAAAAAUGUCAAACAAAUUUUUAAGGAAAAGAGAGCAGAAGCUAAAGCGGCCACAAAAAAGGAAAACAGUUUAAUAAAACUUAAACCUAAACAAUUCAAACCGCAGAAAUUUAAAAAUAGAGGAAUAGUUUACAUAGGACACAUACCUCAUGGAUUUUACGAAGAACAAAUGAAAGAUUAUUUCAAACAGUUUGGUAAUGUAACGCGAGUACGAGUGGCAAGAUCCAAAAGAACUGGAAAAAGUCGCGGCUAUGGUUAUGUUGAAUUCCUCCACUCACAAGUUGCUAAAAUUGCAGCAGACACAAUGAACAAUUAUCUAAUGUGCGGCCGAUUAUUAAAAGCUACAUAUAUUUCACCCGAGAAGCAACAUUCUAGAUUUUUCUUAGGCACAAAUUGGUCAGAAGAUAAAUAUCCUAGACUCAAAAAUAGAAGACGAAUAACUCUAAAUAGAAAUCGUCUUCAAAGUGCUGGAGAUCAUGAGAAAUAUGUUCAAAGAUCGCUUGAUAAACUUUCUGCAUUAAAAAAUAAAUUGCAAGAUAAAGGGAUCAGCAUAAAAUUUCAACCCGUUGACAUAUCAAAAAUGUAACAAACAUUUAAAAAUUUAAUUUAGC